AUGCAUACUGGAUUUCAAUCCCGUAGACCGAGGACUUUUUCCUCAAGCAGUCUUGAUCCUAAUGAAGAUCCAGUUACUGGUCUCGAGCGCGUUGCCUCAAUGUCGAAUGUUAGCGAAUUAUCUAGAAGAAGACGUCAAGAAGAGGAAGAGUAUUUGAACCGGAGACAAAGAAGAGUAUCGCAACCUGAUGAUGACCAUUCAACACUAUCGUCGAAAUUUGAAAGCUUAAAUUAUGAAAUUUGCGAAAACGAAAUUUAUCGAGAAGAGGAAAAAAAUCCAAAACACUCGUUGUCUCUUUUCACACAAGCUCGAAAUAGAUGGUUCGUAUGUUUCAUAGUAGGGGUUGCUACAGCCCUUGUAGCAUCUUCUAUCGAUAUUCUGAUUCAUUACAGUAAAGAAGUCAAGUUUGAUUUCAUUCUAAAGAACUUAAUGUCAAAGUGUGAUCAACAGUACGAGCCCACCGGUGAAGGAUGUAUGUGGAUGGUUCUUGCUGGAUGGAUAUCAUAUAAUUGUGUCCUAGUUUUAAUAGCGGCCAUGCUUGUUAUUUACGUAUCUCCUGUUGCUGCGGGUUCUGGUAUUCCACAAGUUAAGUGUUAUCUGAAUGGAGUUACCAUACCUGAUGUGGUGAAAUUUAAAACUCUGGUUGCUAAAUCAGUUGGAGUCGCCUGCUCCGUAGCUGGUGGAUUAUGCGCUGGAAAAGAAGGGCCUAUGAUCCAUUCUGGAGCAGUGGUGGGAUCUACUCUGUCUGAAGGCCAAUUUUUUGGUAUUUCCACAGGAUUUUUGAAAGAAUUCAAAAGUGACAGAAUUAAACGGGAUUUUGUAGCUGCUGGUGCAGCGGCUGGAGUAUCUGCAGCUUUUGGAGCCCCAAUCGGUGGAGUUCUCUUCGCUCUAGAAGAGGGUUCUAGUUUUUGGAAUCAAAACUUAACCUGGCGCUUAUUUUUCACUGCAAUGGUUUCUUCGUUCACUCUGAAUUGUGUUCUAAGCUGGUUCUUCGGUAAAAGUGGAUGGUUGUCAUGGUCCGGACUUGCCAACUUUGGAGUUUUUGAAAACAAAAACUACAAUAUCUGGGAAAUACCUUUCUUUUUGUUAAUCGGUAUUAUCGGAGGUCUUACAGGUGCUCUGUUCAAUCACCUGAACGGGAAAAUUUCAGUCUUCCGAAAAAAAUAUGUUGCUAACAAGUUUCAAAGAUUGCUUGAAUGCUUACUUGUAGCCGCAGUUUCGGCUUUUACCGGGUUUGUAACUCUAUUCCUGGUUGAUGACUGUAAGGCUGUUGGAGUGAACCCUAACGUUACAUCUAUAAAUCAGAUGUGGUGUAAAAAGGGGGAAUAUUCUGCUGUUGCCAACUUAUUCUUUGCCAACCCUGAAGAUAACGUGAAAAGUCUUUUCCAUAGCCCAAUCAAUUCUUAUCUCCCUUCCACACUUAUCAUUUUCUCCAUCCAAUAUUUCUUCCUAACUCUGUGGACGUUCGGAAUAUCAGUACCCUCUGGCGUAUUUAUACCCGCGCUAUUAACAGGUGCAGCGUGGGGAAGACUCUUCGGUAUCGGGGUUGGAAGAAUGUUUCCGAGCAUAACUGGUAUUGAUCCAGGGAAGUAUGCAUUAGUUGGUGCUGCAGCUCAACUUGGAGGCCUGGUACGAAUGACCAUAUCAUUGACAACUAUCAUGAUGGAAGCGACAAAGGACAUCACAUUUGGCUUGCCUAUCAUGUUAGUUCUCAUGACAACAAAAUGGGUUGGUGAUCUGUUCAAUGAGGGAUUGUAUGAUACUAUUAUAAAUUUACAAGAAAUUCCUCUUCUUGGUUGGAAUCCUCCCAAAAUGAGCAGAAAUAUACUUGCUGAGAAAGUUAUGCGAUCUGACGUCAUCGCUUUGGAGGAAAGAGAAAGAGUAAACCGUGUCCUCGAAAUUCUGAGAACAACUAGUCAUCAUGGAUUUCCCAUUGUUGAUAGAAUUGAUGAGUUCACCGAUUCUGAUGCGACAAACUUGCCUGAUUAUGGACAUCUCAAAGGCAUCAUUCUCAGAUCCGAUCUCAUUUCGCUAUUGAAAAACAAGGUCUACUAUGAUGAUCAAACUGAUCCAGAUGCAAGGACAGUCGAUUUAACGACAGACAAUGAUUUGAACUCUUUAGAAAUACCUGCGAGUGAUAUGGGAUGUUGGAUGUACUUCAAAAGAUACAUGCAUCCUCAUCCUCAUCGUGUGCCUUUAAAUGCUUCUCUUCCAUUCAUAUUCCGCCUCUUCAGAGGUCUUGGACUUCGUUAUAUCGUAGUCGUUAAUGAUGAGAACAGGCUUCGGGGUAUAAUUACUCGCAAGGAUGUUGCUCGCUUCAGAGAGAAAAGAGAGAAUAAAUCGUACCGCGUUGAGGAGCUUUUUAUUUCAGAGGAUACCCUUUGA
This is a messenger RNA of Auanema sp. JU1783, 2385 nucleotides long. The record is from the annotation of a GenBank genome assembly. NCBI's taxonomy places the organism in Eukaryota, Metazoa, Nematoda, Chromadorea, Rhabditida, Rhabditidae.